AUGGACAUCGCCAUACUCAGCGAGACCCGAUUCUCCGAACAAGGCCAACUGGAGGAGGUGGGUGCCGGUUACACCUUCUUCUGGAGUGGUCGACCCAAGGCAGAGCGCCGAGACGCGGGCGUCGCCUUCGCCAUCCGGAACGACAUCGUGGGACGACUGCCCUGUUUGCAGCAGGGCAUCAACGAUCGCCUGAUGAGCCUCCGCCUGCCUCUCCGGCGAGGAGGCAAAUUCGCCACAAUCAUCAGCGCCUACGCUCCACCGAUGAGCAGCCCAGACGCCGCCGCAAGGGACAAAUUCUACGAGGACCUGCACGCCCUCUUGGCGACUGUGCCGAAGGCGGACAAGUUGAUUGUCCUUGGUGACUUCAACGCCCGCGUCGACAAGGACCAUACUGCCUGGAGAGAAGUGCUGGGUCUCCACGGUCUCCGCGGCUCCAACGACAACGGCCUGCUGCUUCUCCGCACCUGCGCAGAACACCGCCUCAUCCUGACGAACACGUUCUUCUGUCUGCCGGAGCGAGAGAAGGCUACCUGGAGGCAUCCUCGGUCGCGCCAGUGGCACCUGCUGGACUAUGUCCUCGUUCGGAGGCGAGAUCAGCGGGACGUGCUGGUGGCCAAGGCGAUCGCGGGAGCCCACAAGGUAAGCGACCCCCAGGUAAGCUGAAUGUGGCUUUGUUGUCUUUGUCUGCUCACCGUCUUCACUUCAGCAAUGAGCUAGCUCAACGGCUAGACAACCUUCCAAUCGCUGCCGCCGCCGACGCCGCUGCCGAGAACGCCUCCGUGGAGAACCGCUGGUGUCAACUGCGAGACACGGUCCAGUCAACGGCGUUCGCCGUCCUUGGUCGCGCUCCCCGCCAACACCAGGACUGGUUCGACGACAACGACGCCGCCAUCAGGAAUCUGCUUGCUGAGAAGAACCGCCUACACAAAGCCUACGCAGAUCACCCCAAUGAGGACAACAAAGCUGCUUUCUACCGCAGUCGCCGCCAACUUCAGCAACGUCUGCGCGAGAUGCAGGACGCCUGGACUGCUCGCAAAGCUGAGGAGACCCAAGGGUACCCGGACCGCAACGAAUGGAAGAACUUUUUCUUUGCGAUCAGAGCUGUCUACAGUCCGCCGACGAAGGGCACUGCUCCUUUCCUCAGCGCCGACGGCAGUACUCUCCUGACUGAGAAGACGCAAAUCCUACAGCGAUGGGCCGAGCAUUUUCGAGGUGUCCUCAACCGCCCUUCCGUCAUCUCCGACGCCGCCAUCGCGCGUUUGCCGCAAGUGGAGACCAACGCGGACCUAGACCUCCUGCCAUCUCUCCAGGAAACCAUCAGGGCCGUGCAGCAGCUCUCCAGCGGGAAAGCACCCGGAUCGGACGCGAUCCCUGCUGAGGUCUACAAGCACGGAGGUCCCCAACUGAUGGAUCACCUGACUGCGCUCUUCCAGGAGAUGUGGCGUCAAGGCAGGGUCCCGCAAGAUUUCAAAGACGCAACCAUCGUGCACCUAUAA
Spirometra erinaceieuropaei is the source of this 1496-nucleotide messenger RNA. The record is from the annotation of a GenBank genome assembly. NCBI's taxonomy places the organism in Eukaryota, Metazoa, Platyhelminthes, Cestoda, Diphyllobothriidea, Diphyllobothriidae.